AGUGCGCAGGCGCUCUGCUGCAACGCGCCGUGAAGUCGACUUACGUUUAGUCUCCAGGAUGCAUCUUUAGUGAACCGGAAGCGAAGAUUGUUGUCGGAAGGUGUCUGAAAGAGACUUGCGUUGCAAAGAGAUGUUCAGUUUAUUCCGCAAAAACCAGGAUACUAAGAAGGUAGUGGUGACUGACAAAGAAGCAGAUGGAUUUGUUCUUCUGGGCAAUACAAUUAAUGAAGAAAGAAAUAACUCAGCAGAUAAAACUUCAUUGGCUGUGACUGGAACUCAAUUUGAUCAAACUUCACAGGCAAAUUCAGACAACCAAUCAAAGUUGACUGAAGGAGACACUGAACUGGAGGCAAAGAAAAAUCAGAAUAUGGAAAGCAGUUCUAUGUUGGAAUUUCUAAGUGAUGUACCUUUUGCUCUUGCACCACAUGUUUUGGCAGUACAAGAUACCUGUAAUGAUUUCUCAAGACAACUGUUUUCCUGUGAUGUCAAUGACAAUUUAGCAAGAUUUUGGUAUGAUUUUACACUUGAAAAUUCAGUGUUAUGUGAGUCCUAAAGUUGAGUUAUUUAAAAUAAAAAUAUACCCAGAUCACUUGAAAUAAAAUAUGCUGAUGUUAUCUGUCA
Messenger RNA from Candoia aspera, 621 nucleotides. It is a transcript of the gene UMAD1, whose product is annotated as UBAP1-MVB12-associated (UMA) domain containing 1. Bases 131 to 553 code for a protein of 140 amino acids. The record is from RefSeq and is a predicted model, not a curated record. The transcript is spliced from 4 exons. NCBI's taxonomy places the organism in Eukaryota, Metazoa, Chordata, Lepidosauria, Squamata, Candoiidae.